UGUGUGAUUUAGUGAUUUUGGAUUGGAUAGAAUGGAGGAAAAAUAUGAGCUUUUGAAGGAACUUGGUGCUGGGAAUUUUGGAGUGGCAAGGUUAGUUAAGGAUAAGAAGACAAAGGAGCUUUUAGCUGUCAAAUAUAUAGAAAGAGGGAAAAAGAUUGAUGAGAAUGUGCAGAGAGAAAUUAUAAAUCAUAGAUCCUUGAGGCAUCCGAACAUUGUCAGGUUUAAAGAGGUCCUGGUUACUCCAUCGCAUUUGGCAAUUGUUAUGGAGUACGCAGCAGGUGGAGAACUUUUUGGUAGAAUAUGCAGUGCUGGCAGAUUUAGUGAGGAUGAGGCUCGUUUCUUCUUCCAACAGCUUAUAUCCGGUGUCAGCUACUGUCAUACCAUGGAAAUUUGUCACAGGGACUUGAAACUGGAAAACACUCUUCUUGAUGGAAGUCCUUCACCACGUCUAAAAAUAUGCGAUUUUGGUUAUUCCAAGUCUGGUUUGCUGCAUUCACAACCAAAGUCGACUGUGGGAACUCCUGCUUACAUUGCGCCUGAGGUCCUGUCACGAAAGGAAUAUGAUGGGAAGAUCGCAGACGUGUGGUCAUGUGGAGUGACACUAUAUGUAAUGUUAGUAGGAGCAUACCCUUUUGAGGAUCCUGAAGAUCCGAAAAACUUCAGGAAAACCAUUGGGAGAAUAAUGAGUGCCCAACACUCCAUACCCGAUUAUGUACGAAUCACACCAGAUUGCAAGAACCUCCUUUCGCGAAUCUUUGUUGCAAAUCCCUCUAAGAGGAUCACUAUUCCUGAGAUAAAGAAACAUCCUUGGUUCUUAAAGAAUCUACCAAAAGAUUUGAUGGAUGUUGAGCACGCGAAAUUCGAAGAAUCUUCAGAGCAACUACAACAAAGUGUUGAAGAAAUCAUGAAGAUGAUACAAGAAGCUAAAAUACCUGGAGUAGUGUCAAAAUCUGAAGGGAAAGAUCCUGCAGGGACAGCAGAACAAGAUGAUUUAGAGGAAGACCUCGAAUCGGAAAUCGACAGCAGCAAUGACUUUGCUGUUUAUGUCUGAGGAUGAAAUUUUAUGAUCAAUU
Molecule: messenger RNA, 1073 nt
Organism: Solanum stenotomum
Lineage: Eukaryota; Viridiplantae; Streptophyta; Magnoliopsida; Solanales; Solanaceae
Product: serine/threonine-protein kinase SAPK3-like
Exons: 10
Coding region: 32-1051 (339 amino acids)
Biological process (GO): protein phosphorylation; intracellular signal transduction
Molecular function (GO): ATP binding; protein serine/threonine kinase activity
Source: RefSeq, a predicted model, not a curated record